UACACACACACACACACAGGUUUGUCGAUGCAUACUGUUGUUCGCGCGCUACCUUUUUAAGUAUGCAGUGUACAGUGCGGAUGCAGUACUCUGGUGUUCCAUUGGAACGCGGAUUCCACUGCGCUCUAUAAAGCCACAGCUGCUGACUGUACACACACAAACAACUCCAGCAAACAAGAGCCCCGAGUAGCACUAAUGCAGUUCUUCUCUUUUUCCUCGAGUAAUCUCUGUUUAACUCUCAUCCUCUCACAUCCUCCCCUUCCAUCUUUUGACGUCCCUCCCUCCGCGCGCGCGCGCACGCUCCCUCUCCCUCCAGAUCUUCUGGCGCUUCAGUCCGUUCCCUCUUUCUUUUCUCCCCCUCUCGUCUCUACACUCAUCCUCCCCAGCUCAUCUCUCCUUUCAUUUGCUCCUCCAUCUCUCCGUUUGGUCUUUGUGUGCUUGUGUGUGUCUGUGUGUAUGUGUGUGUGUGUCUUCCAUCGACAGGAACACUGCGCGCGUCCCUCUCCUCAUCCUUUCCUCUGAAUCCGGAGCUCCAGUGUUCCCUCCCUCCUUUCUCCUCCUCCUCCUCCUCUUUACGUUUCCCCCCCUCCCUCCAUCCAUACUCGCUUCUCCUCAAUGCUGAAGUCAGUCAAAAGAGAAACACUGAAGAAAAGAGGGAAGAACGGCGGGCGCUGAGAGAGAGAAAGAGAGAAGGAGAGAAGCUGGAGGGAGAGAGGGGUGAGGGGGGAACGGGGGUUUGGAUACAUCUCCACCUGUCUUCUCUCUGCCAUGGACUGCCUCUGCAUAGUGACCACAAAGAAAUAUCGGUAUCAGGAUGAAGAGACUCCGCCCCUGGAGCACAGCCCCGCCCACCUGGCUCACAGCAAGAGCGCAGAGAUGCUGCACACCAGCGAUAAGAACCUGGCGGCCAUGGACUCCAUGCACAGUUACGCUCCUCACACGCACAUCUCACCAAUAAAGCCAGUGCUGCUGUCCUCUGGUCAAACCCCGCUCUACACGUCUGCCGUCUCCACACUGGCGAACUCUCCACCAGUAGUGGUAAAUACAGACACGCUGGAUGGAUCACCGUAUGUGAAUGGAGCUGAAGGAGAGAUUGAAUAUGAAGAGAUCACGUUGGAAAGGGGGAACUCGGGGCUGGGCUUCAGUAUCGCCGGAGGCACUGAUAACCCUCAUAUAGGAGACGAUCCAAGCAUUUUCAUCACCAAGAUCAUUCCAGGAGGAGCCGCUGCGCAAGACGGGAGACUCAGAGUGAAUGACAGUAUUCUGUUCGUGAAUGACGUGGACGUUCGGGAGGUGACCCACAGUCAGGCGGUGGAGGCGCUGAAGGAGGCCGGAGCCAUCGUCAGACUCUAUGUGUUACGCAGAAAACCCAUCGCUGAGAAAGUCACCGAACUCAAGCUCAUCAAAGGGCCAAAAGGGCUAGGCUUCAGUAUAGCUGGUGGUGUGGGGAACCAGCACAUCCCCGGAGACAACAGCAUUUAUGUCACCAAAAUCAUCGAAGGAGGAGCGGCUCAUAAAGACGGACGACUACAGAUUGGAGACAAGAUUCUGGCGGUGAAUAAUGUGUGUUUGGAGGAUGUGAUGCAUGAGGAUGCGGUGGGAGCGCUGAAAAACACAGCAGAGGUGGUCUACCUCAGAGUGGCCAAGCCAAAUAACCUGUACCUUACCAACAACUACAACCCACCAGACCUCACCAGCACUUACUCUCCGCAUCUGGACACAGACCUUGGACAUCCAAACUUCCUGGCCUCGGAUUACCCACAAGCCCUCACUCCCACCUCACCGAGCCGCUUUUCUCCUGUGCUGCAUGGCUUGUUGGGAGACGACGACUUACCCAGGGACCCUCGGCGUGUAGUGAUCCACAGAGGAUCCACGGGUUUGGGCUUUAAUAUUGUUGGAGGAGAGGAUGGAGAGGGAAUCUUCAUCUCCUUCAUCCUGGCAGGAGGACCUGCGGACCUGAGCGGAGAACUGCGCAAAGGAGACCAGAUCCUGAGUGUGAAUGGUGUAGAUCUACGAGCGGCUACACAUGAACAAGCAGCAGCUGCCUUAAAGAACGCAGGACAAACCGUAACCAUCAUCGCUCAGUACAGACCAGAAGAGUACAGUCGAUUUGAGGCUAAAAUUCACGACCUCAGAGAACAGCUGAUGAACAGCAGUAUGGGCUCUGGAACAACCACAUUACGGAGCAACCCCAAAAGAGGAUUUUAUAUCAGGGCUCUGUUUGACUAUGAUAAGACUGCAGACUGUGGUUUUCUGAGUCAGGCGGUGGGCUUCAGGUUUGGGGAUGUGCUGCAUGUGCUGGACUGUGGAGAUGAGGAGUGGUGGCAGGCCUGCAGAGUCAGUCCUCAGGGGGACGAGGAGGAGGUCGGCUUCAUCCCCAGCAAGAGGAGGGUGGAGAGGAAAGAGUGGACGCGGCUGAAGUCUAAAGAAAGGGACCGAAGUCGAGACAGUAUAGGUUCACAGGGAAGGGAAGAGCCAGUACGGAGUUACGAGACGGUCGCACAAGUGGAAGUGCACUACGCCAGGCCGAUCAUUAUUCUGGGCCCGGUGAAGGACAGAGUGAAUGAUGACCUGCUGUCUGAGUUCCCAGACAAGUUUGGCUCUUGUGUCCCUCAUACGACACGACCCAAGCGGGAGUAUGAGGUGGAUGGACGGGACUACCAUUUCGUGUCUUCGAGGGAACAGAUGGAGAAGGACAUCCAGAACCAUCGCUUCAUUGAGGCGGGCCAGUACAACAGCCACCUGUACGGCACCAGCGUUCAGAGCGUCCGAGAGGUGGCAGAACAGCAGGGAAAGCACUGUAUUCUGGAUGUGUCUGCAAAUGCAGUUCGAAGGCUACAAGCGGCACAGCUUCAUCCAAUCGCCAUCUUCGUACGACCCAAAUCAUUGGAGAACGUCUUAGAAAUCAACACACGCCUAACUGAGGAACAAGCCAGAAAAGGAAUGGAUCGCGCUAUAAAACUGGAACAAGAUUUCCUGGAGUGCUUCUCUGCGAUCGUGGAGGGCGACAGCUUCGAAGAGGUUUAUCACAAGGUGAAAACUGUGAUCGAGGAGCAGUCAGGGCCUUAUAUCUGGAUUCCCACCAGGGAGCGUCUGUGAGAGUCCAGCCAGAGCCAAAGCACCUCGUUCAGUCACCAUUCGGCCUGCUGCUGCCCUGGACUGCGGAGCUCCGGUUGAUGGAGCUCACAUAACUGACAGAAAGAGAGAGAGAGAGAGAGAUGGAAAAAGAGCGAAAGAAAGGAAGAAAACAGACCCAGAUCUGGGAAUGAUGGAGCGGUACAGGCCCACGCCGCAUCUGCCUCACUUCUCCUCCUCCUUCCUGGCUCCCUUACUUCCUUUUUCCUGCUUCUGACUUCCUUUCUCUCUGUUUCUUUCUGGCUUUCUCUCAGAAAAGGGACUGAUGAGCUGUUUUUACUCCGUCAAGGAUGCUACGAAGAAAUUUUUGUAUAUUGUCAGAUUCCCUCUCUGUGACAUGACGUGGAGAGACCGAGAGAGAGAGAGAAAAGGCGACCGCCUCGGCUUUUACUGGAUUUAAAGGAGCUCGUUUUGUUUGUUUUUUGGCGGCGAAUCGAACUGAAAGUUAUAUUUAUCAGUAUCAAUAAUGCGCUGAAAUCUUUAAUAUCAAAGAUACUACGACUACUCAGAGACUGACGCUCACCCACGCGUAUAUCAGCAUCAAGGGGCGUUUAAUUCGCAUAUUCCUGAAAUCCAGGAAGCAACGAGACAUAUGCUGAAUGUUUUUCCCCUUAAAAUAUUUAGUUGUUCAUCACAUCGAGCAGAUGAGAAGGAGAAAAAAUGCAGACUGUGACAUCACGCUUGAUUUUUGUUCCGGUUUUCAUUGAUAUUACAUGUAAAGAUUUCCACACAUACGCCAACCUGCAUUUUGCCGCCUUCUAUCGGGAUCUUCUGCAAUAGUCAGAUUGGUGUUUUCCUUUGAGCUGGAUUUGGUUUGCCGGGUUGGAUCAGUUCCUCAAACUCAAUGACUCCAGGCUGCUCUUUAAUGUGCAAUAUCAGGCUCUUCCAUAAUCCGCUCGCAACGCUUCAGGUUUCAAUCAUCAGUAAAUUAGCAAACAGCUUUCAAAUGCGAUGCUUUCGUCAUUUUUUUUACAGUUCGUUUCCCAUCAGUUCUGGCCACGUUCACACUGCAAGACCUUUUAUUUGUUUGUAUGAAUGACCUUUUAAAUUGAAUACUUGAACAGGAAACACAUAUAGUGCUCAGCAUAAAUGAGUACACCACCUUUUAAAAUAUCAUGGGCUCUAUUUUAAUGAUCUAGGCGCAAAGU
Danio rerio (zebrafish) is the source of this 4283-nucleotide messenger RNA. The record is from RefSeq and is a predicted model, not a curated record. NCBI's taxonomy places the organism in Eukaryota, Metazoa, Chordata, Actinopteri, Cypriniformes, Danionidae.